AAAUUACUCUAACGUUAUUAAUAAACUGUCCAGGCUCAGACCCAUCCAUCUGGAUAGCUUAAAUAAAUAUUUAUUUCUGCUAUAAUUACUCAUAAUUUUAUAAUGAACAACAAAUUUGAAGCGUAAGUAAAGUCUAAAACUUAUUUAAGCUGUUGUGAACAUUAGCGUGAUUUUUUUUCCAUUUUGUCCUGUGUUUAAAAAAAGCAACUUUAGUGAAUUUUUAGAAUUUAUUUCACUUUUCAGUAAAUUUGGUUUUUGUUUGUGGCUGGUUGUGGUUAAUUAAGUAAAAAUGCAAACUAGACUAAGUAGUCAUUUACCAGAUUCCAGAUGAGAUUCACAUCUGCACAGAUCAUUCUUUUAACUAGUUAGUAGUAGUAAGACACACACUUUUCUACUUUUUGGCAGUCAUAUUCACUCUUUAGGACUUUAGUCUUAGUACAUACUAGGCCAUAUUAUUAUUAUGCUAUAUAAUAUAAGAUAUUAUUAUUAUAAAUUAUAAACUUUAAUAAGCAGUUUAGAAAUAGCUUUGCUCAGCAUUUGCUGAUGUGUCAUAACUUUUUAUAAUUUAUAACUCAAUAAUAUAACUUAAAUAAUAAUGUACUAUAAUAUAAUGGUAAAUGGUGAUUGUGGAUGCCAUGAUGAUUGGCCGCCUUCUUGGUUGGGAAACCAGUUAAUUCUGUCACUAUAUCUAAGUAAAUGUAUCCCUAAACUUAACCUGAACCCUAAAUGUAUCCCUAAACCUAACCUGAACCCUAAUUCACAGCAACACCUAAAAGAUGUGGUGGCAUCCACAACUAUCAUUAGCCACUAUAACUUAUAUAGUCCUUGCCCUGACUCUGUACCCGUCUAUUUCUAUUAGUAGAGGCUAUGGAUGUGGUGGUAACAUGAUUAACAUGGUGUGGAGUGUGGGCUUAACUUAAAAUUAGAUUAGGAAAGCUUGAUUAAUUAGUAGGCCUAAAAUUAAGAGUUAAUAAUUUAAUGUAAAUUAAAAAAAAUUAAAAAAUCCUUUAGGGUUUAGACUAAAGAAUAUCUAUGACUAUAAUUACUAUAAGAAUAGUAGUAGUAGCAGUAGUAUUUAGCAUGAGUUUUAAUAGUGAGACUUCAUUUAAGUUGGUAUUUAGUAUGAAAAAUGUGUUUUGCUAAAUCAUUUAAUCAAGUAGAUGCUACUCUGACAGUGUGUAUAUUUGACCCACUGACCUCAGCAAACCUGGACCAUGUCUCUAUUUUAACCAAAUGUAUUAAUUAAACUAUGCUAACAGAAAUUACAAAAUAAAAAAAAAGGACUUUUAUUAGUUUUAUAAUGUUAAUAAACUACCAAUCUAUUUAAAACAAAAAACACCACAAACUGAACUAGAAUAGUGCCAGUUUAAUUAAGUCUUUAAACUAUAAGAGUUUUGGACCUAAAUAAAAUUUAAACUACUAACUAUAGCUUUAAUUUUAGUUAAUCACCACCUGAGACAACUUUAACACUAAGGGUUUUAAUUACAGUGAAUUUGUUUAACAAAUUUGUAUUGAAAUUUGAAAAUUUUAUUUUUACCACAAGAAAAAACAAUGUUUUAAAAUUAAAUUUUAUUUACGAAGAAUUCUCAGUCCAGUAAGUGACCAUAUCUUUUAUUUGGGACUAUUGAAACUCUCACUCUGACAAAUUAUGACUUUUCAUGCCUUUUUCUUUUGAAAUAAGACAAAGACAUCAUCAAUUUCUAAAGGUUCUUUUUUUUUUUUCUUCAAAUUAUUUUUUGGGAUCAAAUACUAUUUCAGUCAGUCAUUGGUAGCUGAGGCAUGUAUAUUUGUGAUGAAAUGCCACUUUUCUCUUUGUCUGUCUCAUACUCUAGUAAAUCUACAAUGAUGAAAAAUGUCCACCAAGAAUCUGAAAGGUAACCAGGGAAAAGAAAUUCAGUCUGUUAUUUUACUUUAUAUCACGCUGUAAAUUAGUUUGACUUUUGGGGAUCUCCAUCUUUGUUUUGUAGUAAUUAUAAAUACAUAGAAAACCAUUUGUGCACCUUCUAUUUCAAUUGAAAAUACAACUUUUACCUCACAAGCUAGUCAUAAAAAAAAUAUCCAUUUGAUUUUCCGUUUGUACCUUAAAAAUAUAGUAGUUAAAGAUGAGUAGAACAUGCACAUAAAAAACCGUUUAAGUUAAGGGUCUCUCCAUUUUUCUGCCAUCCAAAGUUACAGAUUGCAUCCUUUUGUUUCAUAUCACAUUGCUACUUUGUGUAACCUUACAUUUUUUCAUAUUUGAGAUAGAAGACGGAAAGUAAAAAAAGAAAAUUUAAAAUGCCAUUCAUGAAUAUAUAACAUUAUUUUUGCAUAAGAAAUGAUAGAUGAUGCAUUAUUGUAAAAUCAUAAACCACUCUCAAGAUCCCCUUUGAAGGCAUUUUCUAUUUAACCAAUUCAUUCUUGUUUGACUUGGUACUUCUUAAUUCUGUGCAUUAUCUAAGGAGCUGAACUUGUGUGCAAUACAAACAUCUGUUGGCAUCAAGUUUCUAAAUCUCAUCUAAAGUAAUCUACAAAUUAAUAAAUGGGAAAUUUUUGUAAUCAUAGGUUGAAGGCAGAGGACAGUGGGGAAGAAGAAGAAGAACCUUUUAGACCAGCUCCUGUAAGUGUUCUCAAACAAACUCUAGUAUUUUGUUUCAUAUUAAUUUUUUAAUGUGUAAAAAAUGUAGAAUGUUGUCAAACUUACUGUAAUGCUCUGUAGACCAGAUACCUUAUAUUUUCUAGUGUGAAUCGAGGCCUCUAAUCAAUAGAACUAACACCUACGUAAUGAAUUUAAAAAUGUAUAAUGUUUUAUACAAAUAGGUUUAUACUUUUAUUUUAUUUUUUAUUUAAUGAAUAGAAAGUGUUUAAUUUUAAAUUGUGAAUUUUUAACAACAGAAACCUGGAGAAGGAGAGCAUGCUCUACAGUACAACUAUGCCAUUUGGUUUUCUCGAAGGUCACAGUCCAACAAAACAAUGCGAUAUGAUCAGAAUCUCAAAUUCAUUGCAUCCUUUGCCUCAGUAAGUUAACAUAAAUUUAAGAUAUUCAUUAUCAUAUGCAAACCAUGGAACUUUUAGCUUUAAUUCAUUCAAAUUUUUUAUAGCUUAGUAUCAGAUGGCAGGUUAUAAAGAUUAAAUAAGAACAAUAGUAUAAAAGGAAUCUUGAGACAUUCUGGGUUGCUUUAAACUGGACAUCGUCAGUAAUUCAAGUUACAUAUCAUCACAUUCCUGUAAUUCAAGUCACAAAACAUCACAUUGGAAUAAAUAUGUUUGCACCAAUUUUGCUCUAUAUCUCUAUAUGAGGAACACUCAUUUUUUAUUUCUAGACUACAAGAUUAACACCAAAGUGUCACUGGGCUUAAAAGGGAAGGCAUAUUUUUCUACUUGCUACACCUGCUAUUACGAAGUCUCAAAAUCUACUAAUUUUGUUUGUUUGUAACUGUAUCAGGUUUUGAGAUAUUGCAUCGUCCAAACAAAAGUUUUGAAAAUUUUCCAGGAUCUUAAAUUUAAGUUUAGGAAAGAGUAAAUCAGACUUUCCCUUUUUUUUUUUAACGAAGUAUCUAUCACAGACCUGUUUACUCUUACGAUUUUGGCGUACAAUGUACGAUUUUGAGGUGUAAACAUUAUAUAUACUGCAUGUUAAUUUUUACUAUAAAUCUAAGGUAUAGAACGAUUUUGUGAUGAUAUUGUACGAUUUUAAGAGUUUGAGGGUAAGCAGGUCUGCUAUCAUUGCAUUUCUAACACCACUGGGGUUUGAGAAAUGUUUAUCCUCUAUAUAAUAUUAUAGGCCCACCAAACUUUACUACACAUCUCUGAAUUACAAGAAAAUAAUUAUAUUAAAUUUAUUUAUAAUUUAUAAAAAUAAUACUUACAUAUUAAAGAUUACUUAUAUUUUCAUGAAAGCAGAUAUAUGUUGAUGAUAUUUAAAUGGAUUCAAUAUCUAUAAAAUAAUAUACAAAUAAUACAAAAUCACAAUUAAUGUUUUUUCAAAAUCAGAAUGUAAGCGCAUCUACAUUGGCUCAUGCGCAUAUAUAUAUAUAUAAAAAUAUAUUAUAUAUAUACACAUAUAUUGUAUAUUACUAUUAGCAAAGGCAUACCUUCAUAUCAGUUAUGCUCUUAGGGCACUGGAGAUGGUAAUUAUUGUCUUGAUUUAAAAUCCUCUGUUUUUUUUUUGUCAUCUAUAAUCUUAUGCCAUUUCUGCAAAUGUUUCCAGGUUGAACAGUUUUGGAACAUAUACAGUUAUAUAGUUCGACCAGCUGAUAUGACAGGGCAUGUAGAUUAUCAUUUAUUUAAAGAAGGAAUCCGGCCAAUGUGGGAGGUGAAUCAUAUUUUUUUUUUUUUAUUAUUAUUAUUAUUUUUUUUAACCCUAAGGUAUUGCAUUCAAAAGUCAGGAAAAAUAUAUUCCAUUUUUUGUUUUUAAUUUCGAUCUAGUAAGUUGAGUAAAAUAAAAAAAACUGUAUUCCUGUCUUUUUAAUUUACAAGAUGACUAUUUCUGAUUUAAAAACAAAAUCCAUGAAAAUAUUGAGAAAUGUGAAAUGUAAAGGAUUAUUUUAUUUUGGCUUGAGGAAGAAAUCUUCCCUUAAUCUAAAUUAUCAUGGAGACCUUUUUUUCCCCAUGUUUUUAUUUCUAAAUUUUAUUUUCUUAAAAAAUUAGUUUCGUUAACGUUAGCUCUUUUACCCAAUGUCAUGCAGGAUGAUGCCAACAAGCAUGGAGGCAAGUGGAUCAUCAGACUUAAGAAAGGCCUGGCGUCUCGCUGCUGGGAAAAUCUGAUCAUGGCAAUGCUAGGGGAACAGUUUAUGGUUGGAGAAGAAAUCUGUGGUGCUGUCAUUUCGAUACGAUUUCAGGUAUCAUUUCGUCGUUGCAUCUAUUAAAAUAUUGUAAGAGGUAUCUAAUCAGGUUUUAUUUACUUUGCUUAAAAUGGUUUUUAAAAAAAAUAUUUGUAUCUUUUUUAAAAAAAAACUACGACUUGAUUUACCUUAUAUAGUGGUUCUCACUACUUUUUAAAAAAUAAAUCAGGGUAAUAAGUGUGGGUUAUGAGGUGUGGGGUCAUAAGAUAUUUUUAUAAUUUUCUCCGGGUACAUUGAAUGAUGAAGUUGUUAAUGUAGAUCGCCAUGGUCCUAUGACGCUCGGCAAGAUUUGAAUACAUUACCAAAAGCUUUAAAUAUGAAUAAAUACUUGUGCUUUACCUAACUAAUUAUUUGGUUUAUUUCCUGCUGGAAAAUUUUUUUAAAAGUUUAAAUAUCAUGUUUUACAAAUUUUCAUUUAAACAGCUAUUUUUAAUUCACAUGCUCCUGCUAUUGGUUACCACAUAAACCAAGCUAUGGAAAGUAGAGGGCGCCAAUGUUCAGUUUUCUAAGCACGAGGGUAAUCUCAUCCUAUAAAAUAUUCGCUACCAUAUAUUGCCUAAAGGGGCAUGUUAUUUUAUCUACUGCCAGGACGACAUUUUAUCACUGUGGAACCGCAGCACAGACUCAGCCAUCACAUCCCGUAUCAGAGACACAUUGCAACGAGUGUUAAACCUGCCACCCAACACUAUCAUGGAAUACAAGGCACAUACAGAUAGCAUGAAGUAAGUUCAUCUUGAUGGCAGGACCUCACGCUAAACAACUCAAGAGUUCAAAUUGAUUUAAGAAUGGUACAACAAGGCUAAUUCCCCCAUGUCGACGGUUCUCACCCCGUGGGUCGAGACCCAUUUGGGAUCGGGUGACCCUUACUCAGGGGUCGCCUAAGACCAUCAGAAAACACAUAUUUAUGAAGUAACAAUGAACAUAAUAUCAUGGUUGGGGGUCGCCACAACAUGAGGAACUGUAUUAAAGGGUCGCGGCUUUAGGAAGGUCGAGAACCACUUCCCUAUGUUAUUACUGAUUUCCAUUAAAAGUUAAAAAUCAGAAGAGGGGGGGGGGGUGUCAGUGCAUCCUGAUUAUGUUAGGGAUUUAUAUAUCUUGAAACUGUGUCUUGUGUCUUCAAAGACAAGGUGCACCUUAAGUUUGCUUGUAAAGCUGCCCAUAGGUGUUGCAGAGAUGACCCAGAGAUGAGAAAUCACAAUUAAGCUUGAUUUGCUUGAAAGUUUCUGUUCUCUGUUGUGUCAUUUCGAUCAUGUGAAAAUAUAUCUGUAGAGAUUUAAAAGCUCUACCAUAUACUUGAAAAAAAAUUUUAAACAAAUAAAUCAAAGACGAUUGUUUGGUAUGUUAGUUUUUGGGUCUUGUAAAAAAAAAAACAUUACCAUCACACAUAAGAAAAUAAAUUUACUUAAUUUUCUUAAAAUAGCAAUUCUACGUUCCCCAGAGACAACACAAGUUUCAGGAAUACGGAUCUGUUUGUCAGAUGA
Messenger RNA from Lymnaea stagnalis (great pond snail), 6301 nucleotides. Lineage: Eukaryota; Metazoa; Mollusca; Gastropoda; Lymnaeidae. The record is from the annotation of a GenBank genome assembly.